GCCCCGUCAGAAGUCACUGCCAUCCUGCUGAUCCUAGAGGAAUUAGGGGGUAUCUGACCCUGCACCUUCCCCACUACUUACUGCCUGUAUUUCUCCAGUCUGCAGCUGCCAUGUACACCAUUACCAGGGGCCCCAGCAAACUUACUACCCAAAGGAGAACAGGUCCCAAGCAGCAGAUUGACACCAAAGAACUAAAAAGCAAACAACAGCUUCUUAUAACCGCUUCUUCCUGGGAGCCACUUCCAAGUAACCCAGUUCCUAAAUUAGUGUUUAAUCGUGUGAAUGGGAAACGUUCCCAGACUUCAGGCCGUGCCCAGGAGGAAGAAGUUUACACACUGGAACAUGAAGAGAAUGUUCGUUUUGUUUACCAAGCCUGGCAGGAAGUACAGAACAAGUUGGAGGAAUCCAAUCAAAAUGGAUGUGCCCCACAGCAAUACCAAGACCAUAGCCCGGAUACCGCCCUAAAGAACUUUGUUCCGAUUGACCUAGAGGAGUGGUGGGGACAGCGUUUCCUUGCGAACAUUGAAAACUCUGCUUAAAGGAGAGUGUCUGCAUCUUUUGCAAAAGGACUUAUGACUCUCUCAUGCCAUCAGGGUAUUCUGGUAUCUGUAGCAUCGUGCACUAUUCCUUGAGAGGGAAUCCAAAAACUGUGGUGAAGACAAUGAAGAUGCUAUGAUGACAUUUGCCGCACUUCUGUUUCCGAAAAUAACACACGUCCCCCUCUUCUGAGACGGAUAUGAACACAAAAGUUUUCGGCCUCAAGCCAGAACUAGCAGUGGUGAUCUGCUUAAUAGGUCAGGGAUUUCCACAGCCCUUUGAAGAAGAAGAAAACAACACUACAAGUUGAUCUUGGCUACAAUCCCAGAAUCCUUUUGUGCAGAGGAUGUUGGAGACAUAGCUAAUUGUGGUAAAUUUAAGGGCUUUCCUCAUUUAGUGGCAAGUCCACUGCUGCAGUAAAGGCACAAGAAAUCUUCCCCUCCGUGAGAGAUGUAUGAUUGACAACUGAUUAUUUGCUUGCUUUGAGUGUUUGAGAUGACCAGACUUCCUGUAUGCAUGGUUCAGUUAAUGCGACCGCCCUUUGCGUACCAGAAUAUGCAGACCUCAGAACCACUGGUUUGACAAUGUCUGGAAUUCCUGUGAACCAAGGGACACAACACUUCCCCUCUCAUCCCUGCCCUUUUUUUAUUGGAGGGGUCUGUACAGAGUGGGAAAUAUCUAUUUUUCUAAAUAAAGUUGGGUUUUGCCUCAA
Bombina bombina (fire-bellied toad) is the source of this 1249-nucleotide messenger RNA. It is a transcript of the gene MCRIP2, whose product is annotated as MAPK regulated corepressor interacting protein 2. The transcript has 5 exons. Bases 111 to 539 code for a protein of 142 amino acids. Lineage: Eukaryota; Metazoa; Chordata; Amphibia; Anura; Bombinatoridae. The record is from RefSeq and is a predicted model, not a curated record.